Stegastes partitus (bicolor damselfish) is the source of this 1575-nucleotide messenger RNA. RefSeq names its product tachykinin receptor 2 (gene tacr2). Gene Ontology annotation, biological process: positive regulation of flagellated sperm motility; G protein-coupled receptor signaling pathway. NCBI's taxonomy places the organism in Eukaryota, Metazoa, Chordata, Actinopteri, Pomacentridae. Gene Ontology annotation, molecular function: substance K receptor activity. Bases 157 to 1419 code for a protein of 420 amino acids. The record is from RefSeq and is a predicted model, not a curated record. Gene Ontology annotation, cellular component: plasma membrane; sperm midpiece. The transcript has 8 exons.
GGAGCGGAUAAAUGUCUUAAUGUACGAUUGGAUAGACCUGGUUGUCCAUUACGCAGAAGGAGUCUAAUUUUCGGACGUUAUCAGCUAUGGAUUGGAAAGCCGAAGUUAAAACUGAUUAUUUAAUCGCCUGAAUAGAAAGGUAAAUAGGGAACGAACAUGGAGGCGGAAAGUCUUAUUCAACACAUUGAACGAGACAUGGAGGUCACUUCAGUGCCGUUAUCAGUGACCGCUGACUGGCUGGAGGACGGAAACGAGACGACCGGGAAUCAGUUCCAGCAGCCCGACUGGCAGGUGGCUCUCUGGGCUUUAGCCUACUCCCUCAUCAUCCUGGUGUCCAUCACCGGGAACGUCACAGUGAUCUGGAUUAUCCUGGCUCACAGACGCAUGAGGACCGUAACCAAUUACUUCAUCGUGAAUCUGGCCUUCUCUGACGUUUCCAUGGCAACCUUUAACACUCUUUUUAACUUUGUCUACGCGCUCCACAACGACUGGUACUUUGGCCUGGGCUACUGCAGGUUUCAGAACUUCUUCCCCAUCACGGCCAUGUUCUCAUCAAUAUACUCGAUGGCAGCCAUCGCAGUGGACAGGUACAUGGCCAUCAUCCACCCUCUGAAGCCUCGCCUCUCCUCCACCUCCACCAAGGUUGUGAUCGCCCUGAUAUGGAUCGUGGCCGUCUUACUGGCUUUCCCUCAGUGCUACUACAGCGUGACGAGGUUUUACUACCCCAGAACUGUGUGCAUGGUCGACUGGCCGGACGAUUACGGAGGAACACAUCAGCUGAGCUAUCAGUACGCAGUCAUACUGCUGAUCUACUUGCUCCCUCUGCUGGUGAUGCUGGUGACCUACAGUUUAGUCGGUCGAUCGCUGUGGGGCGGACACAUCCCCGGGGAGGCGUCAGACCAUUACCACAGUCAGAUCACAGCCAAGAGAAAGGUGGUGAAGAUGAUGGUGGUGGUGGUGGUGACCUUUGCCCUCUGCUGGCUGCCCUACCACAUCUACUUCAUCCUGGGAUCAUUUAACCGAGACAUCUAUAAGCAACAUUACAUUCAACAGGUGUAUCUGGCUAUAUUCUGGUUGGCCAUGAGCUCCACCAUGUACAAUCCUAUUAUCUACUGCUGUCUGAACCAAAGGUUUCGUGCUGGUUUCCGUCAUGCCUUCGCCUGGUGUCCCUUCAUCAAAGUGUCAGAGGAGGACAAGAUGGAGCUGCAGCACACCCACACCUUCAGAGUCACCAUGACACGCAGCCACCGCAACGACGCCUCAUCCAUCAAAACAAACAACACGAACGCCUCGAACACGCCUGUCAUUGGUGACCUCAACGCAGAGAGAGAUGCUUGCGCGUUGCUUAAAAACCACUCACACAACGCACGCUUGGUGAAGAGGGCGGACAAUGCAAAAUCACCAGCUGCCAAACUUUAGGGGGACGUAAACCAUGUUGAGGAUGUUCUCAAAGGGAAGAGUUUUCUGACGGAAGCGAGAAAAGACAAGAGGAAAACCUGCCGACUUCCAGAUCGAGGUGAGUGAGCGAUGACACUCAUCCAUGUGGAAGUCGUUGAAGUUGUUCGUCAGACUUGG